Molecule: messenger RNA, 1869 nt
Organism: Andrographis paniculata
Lineage: Eukaryota; Viridiplantae; Streptophyta; Magnoliopsida; Lamiales; Acanthaceae
Exons: 2
Coding region: 308-793 (161 amino acids)
Source: RefSeq, a predicted model, not a curated record
CCGGACAGAAUCGUCGUUGUCGAGUGUCCACUAGAGCCAGACACUGCAUACAAUACAAUACAAACACUCUCCCCAACCCCCGUAUUUGCAGCACAAUCCCCUCACGUAAUCGCCUCCGCCCACCGGACCACCAUUUGCUGUCAGCCUCCUUUCUUAUCAAUACCAAUCGAUCACGGUUUCGCUCCGUUUUUGUGAUUCAUCGGAUUUCGCUGUGGAUUUGUCUGAUCCUCUAAUUUUCAGUUCCCCAAUUUCUAGGGUUACUGUGUGUUUCGGUGCGUGGAUUCGAGAAUCGCGCCGUGGCUCGCGAAUGAAGGUUCAUCCGGCGCCAGGGAAAUGCAACAUCGCGCGGCGGUACGGCGUCGCGGCGGUGGCGAACACCUGCCGCCAGAGGAAACUCCGCCGUCUCCCGCACAUAUUCGCCAAGGUUCUGGAGCUUCCGUUCGAUUCCGAAGCGGACGUUUCCGUCAUCGAAACGGCCGAUUCCUUGAUAUUUACGGUCGCCACGGGCGAUAUGAGCGGCGAUGUUAGGGCGGAUGCGGUGGAGAUCUACCCUGGGGUUACGAAGAUUGUGGUUAGGGGAAGCGAUGUGGUUGAUUUGUCGGGGAUGGAAUUGGAGCUCGAUUUGUGGCGGUUUAGGCUGCCGGAUUUGAUGCGUCCGGAGCUCGCCUCGGCUGCGUACGAAGACGGCGAGCUGGUGGUCACGGUGCCCAAGGGGCCGACCGAAGUGGAGGAGGACGACGCCGGCGGGGAAGACGACGACAUUGGGGGCGGGAAUUUUGUGCUUGUACAGUAAAACAGCAAUUCCUGUGCCUCUCUUUGCUUCAGUUUCUCUGUUGGCUUUCUUUAGUUUCAGGGAUGAAAGGGUUAAGGAUACAGCUGAAGAAGAAGGGAGAUGCAGUUUGAAAAGGUUUGAGUUAGUUUAUCAGAUUCUUCUUCAUUUUCACAUGCUCUUGUUUCUGUAGAUGUUGUCGAAUGCAUGCAUACAUAGGGAUAUAAUCAAUCAUUUGUUGUAUAUAUAUAUGGCUACUUCAAGUCCCAAUUCCUAGAGAUCAAUUUGAUCCACUUAAUUUGGCAAUUCUUUUGAACAAUGCUGGAAGGGUUGCAAAGUUUUCAAUGGAUAGCAUAGAUAUAGGAGAAAACUACAGUCUUCUUGGCUGUGAUAUUAUUCCAGGCAUUUAAUUUACUGUAGUAGAAAUUUUUAGACGAUUCUUUUCGGGGAUAAUCAUAGCUGGAGGGAGUUAUCAGAGCUGAAAAGGAAAUCAAUAAAUCGGUCUACAUAAAAGAUUUGAUUUUUAUUAUGCCAAAAGGGUCCAAUAUCAUCUCAGUGGCUGCUGUUUUGAUGUCUACUAUUUUGAGGUGUGCAUUUAUGCAGUAAUUUGUUGUAUUUGUCUUUCUUUUAACGUUUGGUUCGAAACAGCCUCUCUUACAUUCAAUCAUUCAUCAAAUUGUCUGAGCUGAACCAUAGUAUGUGUUUCCCUUGUGUCAUUAUUGCUGAUUCUUAUUGGCUUUUUGUAAAAUUCUUAAAGCAGGGAAGCUUUAUAAAAUUUCAUGGCCGCCAUUGUUUUAACUUGCAUGGGAAAAGAGCCCUUAAAACAGAUGAUUACAAAAACUGAUUAUCAUCACUGAUUGUGUAGUCCGGUCCUAGGGAGCUGUUAUCAUUGUCGUGUAUCCGGAAUGGGUUGAACCACUAGGACCACUCUUGCGCAACUAUGCUACCAUUUUUACAGGUAAGAAAUUUUCCUAAUCUUCGAUAAACGUAUAUACACAUGUCGUCGCCGUGAAAGUCAUUUUCUUUCACUGUCCAAGGAAGGUUGGAUGGCUGUAAAAUAAGGUGUGGGGCAAUGAGCAAGUUCUUGUGGGUUUGUAUGA